AUGCGUCUAAUGCCUUGGGAGGACAGCCUCUACCACAGCACCAGGUUGGAGACAGGGAGCACAGAGGGGUCCAGAAGAAGGAAAGAACACUUAAAAGAUGCUUCAAAGAAGAUGAAAAGUGGGCUUAUGUUUGUCAAACUGGUUAACCCGUGUUCAGGGGAAGGAACCAUUUACUUGUUCAAUAUGUGUCUACAGCAGCUGUUUGAAAUAAAAGUUUUCAAGGAAAAACACCAUUCUUGGUUUAUAAAUCAGUCAGUUCAAUCAGCCAUGGAAUUCCUGGAUUAUGUGGGAAAGUUCCAACCCCUAGAUCAAGUCGUGGUGGAUGACAUGUUCCCAAAUUGCAUCUUGUUGCUGAAACUUCCUGAACUUGAGAAGUUACUUCAGCAUGUGACAGAGGAGAAAGAAAUAGACAAAAAGAAAUAUUACAAGUACAGCAAGGAGAAGACGAUACAGUGGCUGGAAAAAAAGGUUAACCAGACUGUGGCAGCCUUAAAAACCAAUAACGUAAAUGUCAGUGCCCGAGUACAGACAGCUGCAUUUUUCUCUGGUGACCAGGUUUCCAGUGACAAGGAAGAGGAUUAUAUUUGUUAUGCCCAUGGUCUGAUAUCUGAUUACAUCCCUAAAGAACUAAGUGAUGACUUGUCUAAAUAUUUAAAGCUUCCAGAACCUUCAGCUCCAUUGCCAAACCCUCCAUCAAAGAAAGUAAAGUUAUCUGACGAGCCUGUAGAAGCAAAGGAAGAUUACACUAAGUUUAACAGGAAAGAUUGGAAGACGGAGAAGAAAAAUAGCAAAAUGACUGCAGCUCAGAAGGCUUUGGCUAAAGUUGACAAGAGUGGAAUGAAAAGUAUUGAUUCCUUUUUUGCUGCAAAAAAUAAAAAAAAAAUUGAAAAGACUUGAAACUUUGAAAAUGAAAUCUAGCAAAAAGUAUUUGCCUUUUACAUGUUCCACUUUUGUCCUUCCUCCAUGCCACUCUACCUCCUAACCCUUAAUUACCGCCUUUUGAAAAAAUAAAGAAUAAACGAGGGCAAUUUUCAGAGCCGAACAUUUCUUGGCAUUUGAUUUUUGUGUUUCUGAACAAAGUAUGGGAAAGUAAUUGGGUAACUUCAUGGCCUGUGGCCUUCAGAGUCUUGUUUGACAUCAUGAAAAGUCAUCAAGUGAACAGAGUUAAUUUGUAGCUAAACUGUAGCAUCACAGUUUCCUCAAUAAACGGACAUGUGACAAUA
Suricata suricatta (meerkat) is the source of this 1223-nucleotide messenger RNA. It is a transcript of the gene RNASEH2B, whose product is annotated as ribonuclease H2 subunit B. NCBI's taxonomy places the organism in Eukaryota, Metazoa, Chordata, Mammalia, Carnivora, Herpestidae. The record is from RefSeq and is a predicted model, not a curated record. Gene Ontology annotation, biological process: ribonucleotide metabolic process; RNA catabolic process. The transcript is spliced from 12 exons. The coding region runs from base 1 to 897 and encodes 298 amino acids. Gene Ontology annotation, cellular component: nucleoplasm; ribonuclease H2 complex.